AGCAUUUCAUUGCAGGGCCGUUUGGCUACAGCCGCAUAGAAGAAAGGAACAGUUUGUCCCACCGGCGUUUUAUUUAGCCGCAGAAGGUCGUUCGCAGCUGGACGGUAUUUCACAAUACUUAAAACCCAAACUAAUUUAAAUUCAUAGCAAGUUUGUGGCUCGAAACUUGGGGUAAUGUGAGUAUUGCUUAAAACAAAUAGAGGAACGCGGCUGUAAGUCGCGUUUGGUCCAUGGAUGUUAUGAAACCUUGCUAGCUAUUGCUACGCUAGCAGCUGACAGCUCUAGCUAAAGGCGACAGGAGACGCUGUUGAAUUGACGGUAGUCAACUAGCCAGCGAAUGCUAGCUACUCUGAGCAGUUAGAGUUAGCUACUAACGCUACGUGUGAAUUAUUAUUAUUAUUAUACCCGUACUAAAGUAGGGUGUUUGGUCUGGAACAUUGAAGCCCGGUCUAGUUGGACCAGACCCCGGGCUCAGCUUUUCCGACCCAGGAUCUCCCUUCCUUGAACUGAGUGGCUGGUUUGAUGGCAGCCACGGCCGGUGCCCGGCGGUUACCCAUGGGUGUGCGGACGUUUAGUGACUUUCUCCAGAUUGCCACUGUGGGCACCCCUCGCUCGUGUCGUGCAGCGGUGCCCAGAGGAUGCCUGCGACAAAACAUCAGACACUUGUCGUCAUGUGGCAUUUUGAUGACAAGAACUCCCAGAGUGCUUUGCCUUCAAGACUGGGACACAAUGACAGCUGUUCCCCAAAGCAGAAACUUCAUCAGUUUCACCAACAAAAGGAAGGAGUACUCCGAGCGUAGGAUACUUGGCUUUUCGAUGCAGGAAAUGUAUGAUGUGGUGGCCAAUGUUGACGACUACAAGCACUUUGUGCCCUGGUGUAAGAAGUCGCAGACCAUCGUGAAAAGAGCAGGCCAUUCCAAAGCCCAACUUGAAGUGGGAUUCCCUCCAGUGGUCGAGAGAUACACAUCUAUGAUCUCUAGUGUUCGGCCUCAUCUAGUCAAAGCAGUGUGUACGGAUGGAAAGCUGUUCAAUCACCUGGAGACAAUAUGGCGCUUUAGUCCUGGCAUUCCUGGUUACCCUCGCACCUGCACGGUAGACUUUUCUAUAUCCUUUGAGUUCCGCUCUUUGCUGCACUCCCAGUUAGCCACCAUGUUCUUCGAUGAGGUUGUAAAGCAGAAUGUCGCUGCGUUUGAGCGGCGAGCCAGUAAGCUCUACGGCCCAGAGACUCGUAUCCCACGAGAGCUGAUGUUUCACGAGGUGCAUCAGACGUGAUCUCGGUAGCUGUACGUUCUCAUCUGGCCUUAAACCAUAACAACCUUUUAUUCCCUUUAUCCACGCCAACCUGCAUGAUGCUGCUCAGUCGCCCAUCACUUUGAGUCUCCACAUAGAUAUCAUGGCUCCUGUAGACGUUAGACAUCCAACUCUUGGACUUCUUGCCUCAACAAAUUCUUGCUUAUCUCCUCCUUGUGUAAAGUCUGUCCACUUUCUGUCUACCUCCACUUACGGGAUCCUCGUUUAGCAAAAGGAACCCACCAUUGCUCUCGUUCCAUGGCAGUUACGAGCUGUAUUUAUGUAAACCAAACAGUAAAUCCUUGCAACAUCAUGUUACUAAUGGCAGAGAGUUGACUAUUAUUUUAAACAAACACCACUGUGACACUGACCAAAACAUUUAUUUAUUUUUUUUUUUUUUAGAAAAAGGCACAGACUUUCUUUCAACAGGGAUCAAGUCUUACAGUUCACUGUGAACUCAAGGUUAUGUGCCGCACUGACACGUUAUCAAGUCAAAGUGUGUCUAGUUUUAAAUUAACUGAAGCACCUGGAUAAGCUGCUUUUACUUUAUUAGGAAAGCAUACUCUUUGCCUUUUACCUUUUACAUUUAUAUCAAAUUUAAGUUUUAAUUAUAUUGUUUAUAGUAGGUAACCUGGUGCAAAAUGAUAAUUAGUUUAAUCCUUUUUGAUGUAUUCAUCAGUGGCCAUUUGCAAAUUUCUACUGUUUUAUUUGGGUUCACAUUAAAUGUGCCAUGUUUGGGACGUGGAGUGUUUUCACUAUAUGUUGUGACAAUAGCAUAGAAGUGCAACAUUUUGCAUAAGGGAAAAAAAAAGGUCAUUUCUUCAUUAGUUAGCUGUGCCCUCAAUUCACCUUUGAGGUUUGGGAACUUUGGUUUGAAUUUGUUGUGCUGUGAGAAUUGAGUUUUUGGACAUUGAGAAUUUUAAUAUGACCUUAUUUUAAAGCCCAGCACUAAUAUCAGUCAAGUGAUUAACAGAGGUGAUCUUAACUUUGCACAAACAAAGAGCACCUGACAGGCUAGAGAGUACUGUGAAAUACCGUACAUGGGAUUAACAAAAAUGUCACUGAUCAUAUAGGAGAACUACAACUUUAUAUUUGAUAAAUAUCUAGUUUUCAGACGAUCACUGAAUGAUCUGCUUUAAAUCAUGGAAUCACAGUUAUAGAAUCCGCUUGAUUACUGCAGUGAUAACAAGAACUUUGUAGUACAUGCUGUAAAAGUUCCCCAUCUCUACUUUUUGUAUUUUACAGUCCAUCUUCUAAUGGUCAUCAGGAGGAUGUUACUUCUCUGUCAUGUACAGUGGUGGUAUAAAAUAUACUGGUGGGCUGUAGAAUAAAAUAUUAUCAAUCAUUAAUCAUUGUCUAUGGGUUUAAUGCUUACUUUUUUAGGAAGGUGUAGCUUGUACUUGUAUUGGUCAUGAUGCAUGGAUGUAACUAACGGAGGCAAAAUAGUGUUUACGUGUUGCGUUGUUUGUGCAUGACUACAUUUAGAUGGGAUUUAUGUUUCAUAUAUCAGUAGCCCGUGACAUUAUUCCAUGACAAAGGGCUCAUAAAGUUCAUUGAUUGUAUUUGCCAUAUAGAGCUGACGGUGUUGAAGUUGUGAAAGGUCAAGUAUCAAGAAUGUGUGUGACCGUCCUAAUAGGCACUUCAUUAUAUCCACAUGCUCCAAGCUGGAUUUUGGCUUCAAAGUUAAUGUGGUUCAUUUUCUCUGUUGGUUAGGUGUAGGGGUGCACCGAUCCGAUAUUAAGAUCGGACAUCGGUCCCGAUGUUGACAGAAUAGCUGGAUUGGGACUUUUUUUUUUUCCCUGUCGCACGCGAGUCGCAUGCUGGAAGAGUUGAGUGUACAAAUAAAUAAGAAUUCAAUACAUUACAUCUACGUUGUUUUGUCUUAGUUAGGAAAGUAAUGUUUAGUUAGGAAAGUCUGGUGCCUUUAGUCUCUUCCACAUGGUGGAAGGAAGGUAUACAGUGUAUUAUUAAUUCAACAACGAUAUCAGAUCGGUAUCGGGUAUCGACAGACAAAGCCCAGGCAUCGGUAUCGGGACUGAAAAAGUCGGAUCGGUGCAUCCCUAGUUAGGUGAUUAGAAAUGAAGGGUUAGUUAAUCAUCACUGCAUGAAAACUGUUUGUUAAAUCGAAAACGGUCUGCGGUUCACGAUUGUAAAAUGCAAUGUAUGGAGUUAUUUCUUAAAUGAUUAAUAAACAGUAGAUCAA
Perca fluviatilis (European perch) is the source of this 3493-nucleotide messenger RNA. RefSeq names its product coenzyme Q-binding protein COQ10 homolog A, mitochondrial. Gene Ontology annotation, molecular function: ubiquinone binding. The coding region runs from base 523 to 1272 and encodes 249 amino acids. Gene Ontology annotation, cellular component: mitochondrion. The record is from RefSeq and is a predicted model, not a curated record. The transcript is spliced from 5 exons. Gene Ontology annotation, biological process: ubiquinone biosynthetic process; cellular respiration. Lineage: Eukaryota; Metazoa; Chordata; Actinopteri; Perciformes; Percidae.